Molecule: messenger RNA, 656 nt
Organism: Ceraceosorus bombacis
Lineage: Eukaryota; Fungi; Basidiomycota; Exobasidiomycetes; Ceraceosorales; Ceraceosoraceae
Source: the annotation of a GenBank genome assembly
AUGUCUUCAGAAAAGCCAAACGCUUCAGGAUUAAAGGCUGAGCUGAGCCGCAGCUUGCCCACACGAUCGCCUACAGAGGAUGAGAAGCCGGUGCUGCAAGCCUUGCGAGAUGUGGGUGCGAGUGCAGGAGUAUGGGUACAGUAGAAGCCUGCUAACCCCUGCCAUCCGUAUCGCAUCCGCCCCACUCACAGCUCUACAGUUGCGAUCCGCGCAGCUCCUCGUACGCUCAGUACAGCGAGUCUGCCACAUUUCACGAUCCAGUCAGCAUAGCGUCUGGCCUGCCCAAGAUCAGAGCGCAAUUCAACGCCCUCGUCGCUCUCUUUCCGCGUUCCAGCAUUGACAAGUUCAACGUGCUGGACACCAGCGCAGCUAGCAUCACCGUCAAGCGUGGUCUGCUCCUCGUCGAUCAGGAUGUGACGUAUUAUCGAUCGAAAGAGCAUGGAGCUGAGCCGUUCAAGACGAUGAACAGUCUGCUGACCAUUGAGCGCGAUGCGCAAGGCCGCAUCACGAGACACACGGAGGAGUGGAAUCACAAUGCGGUCACAGAUUCGGACAAUUCGGGCUUCGGAGGUGUGCUCAACGAGGCGAGGAAGAAGGCGUUUGCGGCCAUCAGCAUGCCUUUUGUCGAUCAGACACCGCCGGCGGAGAGAAAAUGA